Molecule: messenger RNA, 1393 nt
Organism: Tribolium castaneum (red flour beetle)
Lineage: Eukaryota; Metazoa; Arthropoda; Insecta; Coleoptera; Tenebrionidae
Product: cell division control protein 42 homolog
Exons: 3
Coding region: 271-960 (229 amino acids)
Biological process (GO): Cdc42 protein signal transduction; endocytosis; establishment or maintenance of cell polarity
Molecular function (GO): GTPase activity; GTP binding; protein kinase binding
Source: RefSeq, a predicted model, not a curated record
CCGUUUCGUUUGAUAAAGUCUGUCGAUGAUGAGUCAGACAACAGCAGACCAGCGGACGACCUGUUGAGCAGCAGACGAAGUGACAAGUGCUGUAGUGUUAUCAAAACCGUCCAAAAUCAGCUCAAGAAAUCGUCCUGAUUGCCAGAAAGUGCAGUGAAUUGUGCAAAGACUCGAAUUAGUUUAUUUAAUUAUCGACCGCUGACAUAUCAUAUCUGCUAUGAUAAUCGGGUUUCUCCAAAGUAACAACCUGUAUCUUCCGAAAAUCCUGCAAUGACUCCCCAAUACAGCCCCAACUUGCACUACACCAAGCAGCCCUUGUUGACUCACCAAACGCCUGUGAUAUUUUACAAUAAUGCGAGCAAAAAACCGAAAGUCAAAAAAGAGAGGAACAAUGCCAUUAAAUGUGUUAUCGUCGGGGACAAAGAGGUCGGAAAAACAGCCUUAGCAGUGUCGUACAGCAAUGACACUUUUCCCAGCCAGUACGUCCCAACGGCGUACGACAAUUACAACGUUGAGGUUCAGGUGGACGGGAAGCCAAUCAGAUUAGAGCUAUGCGAUACAGCUGGUGAGGACGACUUCAACCCUCUCCGCAACCUCUGUUACCCCGGAACCGACGUUUUCAUGUUAUGCUUUUCCGUGGUGAAACCCACGUCGUUCCUGUCAGCGUGCACGCGAUGGGCCGACGAGCUGGCCCGAUACCACGACGCUGCGGUGGUUCUCGUCGGCACCCAAUCCGAUCUUCAAAACAACACCGAAAUCAUUCAGGGAUUAAGAUUACGCCGACAACGUCCAGUGCGUCCGUCCGAAGCCAGACAACUAGCCGACCGUCUCAACGCGCCAUAUGUCGAGACUUCGGCCAAAACGUGCCAACAUUUGAAAGAGGCUUUUGAUCAGGCCAUCAUGCUGGCACUGAAGAAAAACAAGAAACGAAAGCCGUGGCGAAAACUGUGCUGCUUUUGAAGAAACCAUUCCGUUCCUUGAUGGGUUGUGAACUCGGGAUAGACAUAUCUGUCUGAUGUCUGCACUUUUGGCAGGAUUCUCUCUUGAUAGUAUUAUGUAACGACUGAUCUAAAUUUUAUGGAAAUAAGUUCUUUCAGCGCGUUGUGAUUACGUUUUUUGGCAAUCGCCGGCGCGGUUGAGUGUUUUAUUUACGUCGUAAGUUAAGUGUAAUUAGAUCUCUUUGAAUUCGUUAGGUUUUAAUUAUACAAUUUUACUGCUCAUAUUAAUACUCUUGAAACGUAUGUAAAAUGUGAUAAUUGGUUUUUAUCAAACCGCUCAUGGUUGCUUGUUUAGGCUUAUUCAUGGUGUAAUAAUUACUGGUGUUAUUAUGACUUCCAUAUGAGAAAUUUUAAAUUUUAAGAUUAUAUUUAUUAAACGGUUAUUCGAUUUUAAA